Molecule: messenger RNA, 5831 nt
Organism: Polypterus senegalus (gray bichir)
Lineage: Eukaryota; Metazoa; Chordata; Cladistia; Polypteriformes; Polypteridae
Gene: galk1
Product: galactokinase 1
Exons: 8
Coding region: 89-1270 (393 amino acids)
Biological process (GO): galactose metabolic process; carbohydrate phosphorylation
Cellular component (GO): cytoplasm; cytosol
Molecular function (GO): ATP binding; galactokinase activity
Source: RefSeq, a predicted model, not a curated record
CCGCCAGUCGGCUUCUUCUUUCGGAGGUUGGGUCAGUAAGUGGGCGAUUCGGAACAGGUUGAAAAGCGUCGGUUUAACUGGGAGAGGAAUGACAGCCCACGAAACGCCAAGCUUGUCUGGUCUGGUGGACGAAGCCCGCGCAGUGUUUCGGAAGAGCUUCGAGGACGUGCGGCCCACUUUGACAGCCGUAGCACCCGGGAGAGUGAAUUUAAUCGGCGAGCACACAGAUUACAACCAGGGAUUCGUGCUGCCCAUGGCUUUGCCUAUGUGCACAGUUAUAGUGGGAAUUCCAACAUCAGACAAGUUUGCUGUCAUUGUAACUGCAGCAAAAGAAGCCGAUGAACCCCACAAGAUCGAUUUCCCAAUUCCUGAAGGUUCCAGUCCUCUUAAACCUGGGGAGCCCAAAUGGGCCAAUUAUGUGAAGGGAGUUGUCCAGUAUUAUAGAGCGGGUCCUCUUCCAGGCUUCAAGGCUGUAAUAGCGAGUAAUGUGCCACUUGGAGGUGGGCUCUCCAGCUCUGCAUCUCUCGAGGUUGCUAUGUAUACCUUCUUGCAACAGCUUUGCCCAGAUGAUGGAGAUUUGGUGAAAAAAGCACUUGCUUGUCAGAGAGCGGAACAUGAUUUUGCAAACAUGCCUUGUGGAAUUAUGGACCAGUUUAUAUCAGUCAUGGCCAAAGAAGGACAUGGACUUCUUAUAGAUUGCAGGUCCUUGGAAUUCUUCCCUGUGCCGCUUACAGAUAACAAACUCAUUAUCUUGGUAACAAAUUCAAAUGUGCGCCAUACGCUGUCUGGCAGUGAGUAUCCUACCCGUCGGAAGCAAUGUGAACAAGCAGCUUUAGCACUUAACAAGCCGAGCCUCAGAGAAGCCUCCAUAGAAGAUUUGGAAGCUGCAAGGGAUAAGCUUGAUGAGGAGACAUUCAGAAGAGCUCGCCAUGUUAUUGGGGAGAUUGACAGGACUUCACAAGCUGCUGAAGAAUUAAAACUGGGCAACUACAGGGAGUUUGGAAAACUUAUGGUGGAAAGUCACAAUUCCCUCAGAGAUGACUAUGAAGUAAGCUGUCCAGAGUUGGAUCAAUUAGUAAAGUUAGCCUUGGAAGUGGAUGGUGUGUACGGCAGCAGGAUGACUGGCGGGGGAUUUGGAGGUUGCACUGUUACCCUGCUUAAUUCUUCAGCUGUGGAGAAGACAACUAAGCACAUUCAGAAACAUUACAGUGGUGUGCCAACUUUCUAUAUCACUACACCAUCAGAAGGAGCACGCAGCUUGACCUUCUGACGACUGCACCACACAGGUAGAGCAGGGUCUCAGGGUCUGAGUGUCUAUGAAUUCAGAAUAUUUAAACCUAGAUCAAGGGGUCUAAACUGAGUAAUACUUAUGGCUCCUGGUUAUGUGGUAAGAAAGGAGUUGAAGGUUUAUUUGGGACAGGAACAAAUGUUUGUCUCCAGGUAAUGUUGCUAUUGAGAGAUCCCAGCAUACCUACUAACCAUGCACUUUAAAAAAAAUCUACAACAAAGAGCCUCUGCCUAACAGGGUCUCUGCGCUCACUGCACAAAAAGCAUCCUCUCGGUGAGAUGGUCGAGCAGCUUUUGAAAUCAUUCAGCAUUUAGGCACCGAUAUCUGAGCCAUGCUUCUCUAAGUCAAAUUUAAAACCUUCACAGCCCUCCCAAGUGGAUGUAGACAAGAGUUUCUGUUGAGAGGGUCAAAGGAAAAUGAUGAAAAAUAAAAAAUAGUUGUCAAGAUGUAUAAUGUUUUCCACCAUUAGUAAUUAAACCAAAAUACAUUUUUAUAAGCAUUGUUUUUUUUUUAUAUAAACUGUCCAUAUAUCAAGGCAUACAUUUUAUUAAAAAAGUCUUACUAUUAAAUACACUAAUAUAGGUUCAUAGAGUAUUUUCUGUCGCAUGAACCAAGUAUAGUGACAUUCUUACUUGCAUGUAAUAUUCAACAUGCAACAUGUCUCCAAUCUCCAGCACCAAGAUCAGGGAGUAUAACAACCUCCCUUACCUGAAAAAUCUCAGAACACAUUUGUCAUAACUGAGCAUCAACAAAUUAUAUGCCAAAUGUGGUAAUGCUGUAAAUUACAUUAUGUAAAAUAUAAACCCAUACUCUACGGUUUAUAGGGGUUUGUGUGUGUUCUUUUACCUUGGUGUGCGAUAAAGCAGUAGUAUCCAUUCCAGAUGAAGAUGACCAGGAGUGAGAAAUGCUGUGCAGUGUCUCCAUUACUAAGUAUAACCGUUGUACUGUACAGAUGGCUUCUUAGUAACUGGAGAAGUGCUGUACGUACACCUGUUUUUUUAAUGUAAGUUUCCAUACAGGAUGAGUCAAAAUUAUGUUAACGCUAAUGGAUUAUUUUUAUCUCCACCACACCUUUCCAGGUUAGUGGGUGGGUAGUUGUGGAUCAUUACCAUGGCCUCCAGACUCCCUCUGAUUUGACACCCUGUGAUUUCUGGUUAUGGUGAAGGAGCGCGUUUAUAGCAGGAAAGUCUGUGAUAUCAAUGACCUGAAGGCCAGAACACGGGCUGUGGUAUCACCUAUUACCCACAAAAUGUGUGUCUGGGCUUCAAAUGGUGCUGUGGCUCGUUGGUUUUUGUGUGUUGAACAAGAUGGCGAACGUGCUGAGACAGUCCUGUAAAUCAUGUUGUACAUAUGAAGUAUGUUUUGAGAAUAAAUUGUUGCUGCCAUUCAUUAUGUUAACAUACUUUUGACUCACCCUGUAUAUUGAGUUGCACAUUUUAUGAAAAUUAUAUACUGCGUGUGCACUUAACAGAUAUGCAUUUAUAUACGGUACAUACACACUUGUAUAGUUUAUACAUGUUUGUGGAAUUUAGCCAUGAUGUCAGAAGAGGCAGGGGGUGUCUAGCCCCUAAAAUGACACAAUGGCUUUAAUUUUUUUUACAGCAGUUAAUUUCUUAUUUAAAAACCUAAUCAUGUUGGUAACAAAACAUUCCUCUUUCUCGUUAUCUCACUGUUUCAGAAAUUCCUCUGAGUGGAAAUGUUUCAUUUUUCUGAGAAAAAUAGGGUUUACAAGUUGGGUAGGAUUAUAAAACCUGAUAUUUCUCAGUUUACUUACUUACUAUAUUUCUGUAUUGCAAAAGGGUGAUGUUGUAAAGACUACUUCAUUCAUGGCAUUUGUAAAAGGUAAUUCAGUACAAAUGUAGUUAGAUUAAGCAGCAAGUGUACACGGAUUGUUUCGGGUUGGGGGAGAGGGAUUAUUAGCACUUCGUGUUAAAUGAUGAUCAGUUCAAAGACAAUAAAAUUAAUACUAGAGGCUGCUUUUCAGUGAUUAAACUUUGCACCAGUAAUCAUUUUACUAGAAGAUCUAAUGUUUACUAGAAUAUUCCCAGUGUUGGCUUUUAAGAAUAAAUUAAUGCAAUACAAUUUUUUUUUUCUCACCGUCUUGUGAGGAUCACAACUUUUGACACUGUUACUUUUAUGUCACCUCUGUUACUAUUGUAUUUGAGCAUAAAUUCUUUCAAGUUGUACUUUAUCCUUGUACUAUUUUGGUUACUGGACAUCUUUUGGUGAAUCUAGGGUGUAAUUACUGGAUGUUUUGUCAGUGUGAAGGUCAAUUACAGAUCCUUUUCCAACACUUCAUACACCAAAGAAUAGUUUCAAAUACUUUUGUACAUAUUAACCUUUACUCUGCUAGUGUUUAAAUUUAUCGUGCUAUGGUAAAUGGGGGAGAAAAUGUACAUGAAGUAAAAGUUGCAUAGAAUCUUUCCAGUAUUUUGAAAGGUAAUAUUGUAAGUUUUUGUAUGGAACAUCAUACAUGUCUAAUGAAGACAAUCUAAACCUUUUAAGCUAUUAAAUUAGCUUAUGCUGCCUACUUUGAAUGAGAAUAGCGUGUCUAGGAGCAUCUUGCAGUAUCUUAACUGGAAGAUAAACAGUUACACAACCUGUAAAAAAAUAAUCACCGCACAUGAGAGAAGUCCAAAUCCUAUUACGUGAUAUAAUCUACUGUUAACUUCUGCUGUGUACUUGUAAGAUUUCUAUUGCACUCUUGUAUUGUAUUGAGGAUUACUUGUGUUCUGUUCUGUGUAUUUUAUUGUAUUGACCCCCUUCUUUCUGACACCCAUUGCACAGCCAAUGUCAAAAGGCAGGGCCUGUUAAAGCCCACUGCUGCACCUCUUGUGUGAUAAAAGUAAUGAACUUCUACAGUACAAUACAAUUAAGUAAGAAAAUAUUUUCCAUUGCUUGUGUUAUAAUAAUGCAUACAAAGAUAGCAGGACUCACUUUAAAACAGUUUAUUAAUUUUAAAAUGUUUGACAACAUACUGAUAAAAAGAUCAUACUGUACAACUAACAUUUUAUAAAAUAUACACCAUUAAAAACAUAUCAGACUUUUGCUGCAUAUUCAUUUUCCAUGCAUCACUGAAUCAGUAGCACAUUCUACACAUUUCUGUUCCUCAGUGUGCGCAUGCUGAAACAUCUCAGGUUGACAGACUGACACUACAUUCCCACUGACGUCAGAUUUAUUCCCAUAUAAUGUCCAACAACAGACACCUAGACUUUAAAUGGCAGAUGAAGACGUUAGGACCUCCAACAGAUUUGUCACUGAUGCAGCAAAGCAAACUGCCUACACUUCCACGCCAAGUGAGGUCAUAAUGUGUUUAUUAUCCCUUUAGUGUUGGGUCCACUUGUCAGACUUGAAAGGACCACCCUAAAGCUGGACGGAGCAUUACUACAACUCUAGCUUUUCCUGCGGUGGUCUACUUUUUUCCUUUUGUAGAUUUGUUUUUUUUCUUGAAAACGGCAGUCAAGGUGUGAGACUAGUGUAAAUAAUGCUAAUACGACUUUACUGAAGAGCUUUUCCCAAUAUGUACUGUAUUGCCUCUAAGUGGCUAUAAAAUGUGCAAGGCAGAGUUAGUGCUGUUCAAUAAUAAUAAUAAAAAACAACAAACACACACUAUUUUGUUAAGGACUGGAGCAAAGAACACCAUUAGGAGGCCUGUUUGACAAAGAGAGCGAUGGCUGCUGCUGAUGAGGUAAAGAGGUACAAAAUGGCAUACGUGUGUCAACAGUGAGAGCAGUCCUGAGCAAAACAGGAGACAUGCAAUGGAAGGUAAAGAUCAGAGAAUCUAAACUUUGACUUGAAUGUUUCCUUUCCGUGACACUGCUGUUAGUUCCACUCCUGAUCACGGCAGUGGCAUGGGCUCAAGUGCAUAGGCGUGGAUUCUUUGUCUCUUUGUGAACAGGUCUGUCUUGCUUAUUUUAUCUGGACUUUUAAUGUCAUUCCACAUUUUAAGAUCAUUUUUUUGCAUUUAAAUCUGCCUUGAAACAAGAAACGGCCAAAUAUAAGAGACAAUGAAAACCUCAGACAAACUUGGAAUAAAUAAGAAAUACUUAAAAAAUGUAAAACAUUCCCUUAAAUUAGAAACAGUGAUUUAAAUGACUUCUAAACACAACAAAAAAAGGACGUUCGAAUAAGUCAAAGUAACGUCAGGGAAAUGCUUAUAGACGCGAAAUGACAGAGUUUUUUUUUUUUUUUUAGGUUUGUGUUUAACGCUUUGAGUUUCUACUCUGACGUAAGAAAAUCUGCUCGUCAUUCUGGGCAGAUGACAAAUGGUAUCCAAAACCCAGAAUGACUGCCAUUCUGACCACACAGGGACAACGCUUCAAGUUUUAAGGGCUUGGAUUUCAACUGUAACUCAUGAUUUAAAGUUGACUUAUGUACAGCAUUGUCCUUUCUAAUGUGUGAUAUUAGAUGAUGUCAGGAUGAUAUCUACAAUCUGCUUUUUUAUGUUCUUAAUAAACUCGGGGUGGAUUUAAUGUUGAAAUCACUUUAUAAAUAAUUUAGUGAUGGCCACUGCUGGAUGCUGGGUCACCACACUAGAACACAG